CUAAUCGAUACUUUAAGUGUCGCUAAUAUAAUCAGUACAGAGGUAAAUACACUUUUAUUACAAGAAGUAAAAGAUUGCAUGGUUCCUAUUAAGAAACUUUAUGAAGUAACACGAAUUAUUUUUAACGAAGGUGACGAAAUGACUAAGGAAGAAAAAGAAAUUGGUAAAUAUAAUAGAAUAUCCGUUUAUAAUUGAUUUUUUAAUAGAGUA
Molecule: messenger RNA, 210 nt
Organism: Daktulosphaira vitifoliae (grape phylloxera)
Lineage: Eukaryota; Metazoa; Arthropoda; Insecta; Hemiptera; Phylloxeridae
Source: RefSeq, a predicted model, not a curated record